UUACACGUGUCACUCUUUCGCGUGAUCCCGUGAAUCGCAAUUGCGACUAAAAAGUUACGCAACGCGACAACUUUACCUAGUAUAUCCUAAACAGUUUCGCUGUUUCGAUAAUUUCGUAACGAGACUUUUAGGUUAGGUAACCCUCGGAUUUUUUGUAUCGGUCUUCUGCUAGACAGCCAGCGCCACAUAUUCGACCGGGUCGGGUGCGAAUAUCUCGAUGUUUCAUGAAAUUCAAACGGUGUACGCCGAUAAACCGAACGACGUAUCCGGUUGCCCGAUUUAUUGGCUUAUUUUUCACGGCGACGGGUCCCGCUUAAAAAAACUCGACGCCUGUUCGGGAAUCGCAUUGACUCCGAAGUGACUCCGGGUUACUUCCGGUCAAGACAAGCCCAUGUGGACGGCAGCAGCAGCGGUGCCUCCGAUCACUUCGUGUUGAGGCUCUUCCUCGUGCUCCCUCGUGACAAAAAAAGGCUUUCCCGACGGCAGCUCGCGCGUGGAUCGCGAAAGUCAUCGCAGCAUGGCUGACCUGGACGAUUUCUUCGCGAAAAAGGAUCGCAAAAAAGCGAAAGGAAAGAAGUUCACGACCACCGAGGAGAUAGCGAAGAAAUUGGAAGAGACGGAGAAACGGUUGGGAAAGUCGAAAACGAAAGACAAACCUACGAAUCUGGAAGGCGAGGAGACCCAACAAAUCGAGGAAGAAGACGAAUGGAGGGAAUUUGAAGAAGAAAAAAAGGAUUAUACCGGUUUAAAAAUAGGAAAUUUAACACUUAACGAGUCUCUCGAUGCAGAAUCCGACGAUGAAAAAGACACAGGAGACAAUAGUUCCGAUGGAGAAUGCGGAGAAGGCGGUACUAAACAUGCAGGGCCAUGGAAGAAGCCCGAUGUACCUGCUGCAGCACCUCAAGAAGUUGUGGCAGAAGAAGCAGCUCCACCUCCACCACCUGUUACUUCAUCGGGAAAUAGUUAUAAGGCACCACGUUUCAGAAUUGUUCAAACUGUAGCUAGUAGUAGUCCCAGACAACGAGGGAAAAAUAUUGCUCCAGAUAUACAUAGCGAAGAGUACUUCCCAACAUUGAACUCAAAACAACAACAAGGCGCUGAACCCACUGGGCCAUGGGGUAGACGGAAACGAGACGAAGGUACGUUCGAAGAAGUGCGUAACAGAGGGGGAAGCAGAUCAUACGGUGUGCAAGAUUCGCAAGCUCAAGCGCCCAAACUUUCUCUGGAUAACAAAUACGGUGCCCUCUCGCAAGAUCAGAGCUGAAAGCAUCUUCUCUGAUUCAAUCAAAUGACAAACAAUCAAUAUUACGUCAUCGCCUCUCUCCGUUUCGUGGCCCAGCUGCGCUAUAAAAUACGUUUUCUAGGAUAGAACGCAACGAACAUGUAUCAUAGUAUGCAUCACGAUCACGUACAUGUCCUAGUUUUCGAAAAGCCCAGGCUGUAAAUUGAUUUCGUUCGAUAAGAAUUUUGUCUGCCGUCAAAACCGUAUGCAUCACGAAUAAUGGGACGUUCAACGUUCUCGCGGAGGUUUAUUUUCAUACAGAGACAUGCUCAAACAUUUAGCACCGACUUUUGUAUUUAAUUUUUUAACCGAUAUAGAUUGUACUCGACAAGAGAAAUACGGUUCGCGAGGCGCAGCGGAAGCUGAGAUAGGACGCUAGAAGAGGGUUCGCGCGGUCGCAUUAAUUUUGCGCACGGUGCUGUUUUCAUUUAGCGUGCAUGCUUUAGUGCCACGUUCGAUCGCUUUCGAAAUAUCGCAAAAAUAGAUUAGGGCACAUGGAUACUCAAACAUGACAAACCAGGACGAGAAAAACGAAACGUGUAUAUGUGUAUACUUUACGUGAACGCGCAAGAGAAUAAUCUGUUAAGUUAAACGAUUGCGGCGAAAGAGAUCGAUCGAUCAUGAUCGAGGAACCUUUCGAAAAUAACGAUGACAUUGCUUGGACAGUUUUUUCAGAGCAAUCGUUUCGCUCAGCAGCGAUAUACGUCAACGAACACAAAAAAUGAAUAGGCGAAUUAAGAUAUAUGUAUGUAUAAAUAUAUAUGUAUAUGUUAAUUGAGAAUAACUGAAUUCCGGGGCUGGGCUUUGGAACGGCGUGAAACAUACAAUACGAGGAAAUAAAAAGAAAACGGAUAUACUGAUCAAAAAAAAAAAAUAUACGCGAAUAUAUAUAUAGAUAUAUAUCGGAAAACGGACAAAUACGAAAACUGAGAAAAACUUGAGAGGUGUAUACAAAAAGUAACAAGAGAGAGAGAGAGAGAGACAGAGACACACACGCGUAUCGAAUACUACAAUAUAUACAAAAGGAAGACGUAUGUACGCUUUUGUUGACGCUUGUUUAAUUAUUUUUGUUAAUUUAGAGAUUUCUGUCGUGAAAAAAAGGAUAAUGGAAGCUCUAGGAGUUGAUAAUGGUGGGGUUCUCCUGUGUGUGAUCAGGAACUCGGGGUGCUAGCGCUGUUAUUUUUGAAAAAAAAAAAAGGUACGAAUAAAAGCUUGAGAAGCGAAGCGAAACACGAGCCAUAUAUACACAGAAGCGUGGAAGAGAAAAAAAAAUGGAGCCUUGUAUAGUGAACGAUAUAAAAAGAAAAAAAUAUGUGAUUAUUUAUAAUAAAUUUCCUAGGACAACGUA
Hylaeus volcanicus is the source of this 2630-nucleotide messenger RNA. Its product is annotated as protein CDV3 homolog. The record is from RefSeq and is a predicted model, not a curated record. NCBI's taxonomy places the organism in Eukaryota, Metazoa, Arthropoda, Insecta, Hymenoptera, Colletidae. The transcript is spliced from 3 exons. Bases 518 to 1264 code for a protein of 248 amino acids. Gene Ontology annotation, cellular component: cytoplasm.